AGCGUUGGGCGUGUCAGUCUCCUGUCACCUGUUGAGUCGUGUCUACCGCAUCUCCUCCUGGUAAAAUGACUGACACGGACACCAAGACCGCUGCCGAGGCUAAGACCGAGGUGGUCGAGGAGGCCCCCAAGGACGUUAAGAGCGAGGAGGCGGAGGCGCCCAAGGAAAUGAGAGCCGUGAUACUGAACGGGUUCGGCGGCCUCAAGUGUGUGAAGAUCGUGCGGCGGCCUCAUCCAGCCCUCGCAGAUGGCGAGGUCCUCGUCAGGGUCCAGCUAUGCGGGGUGAGCUUCCAGGACGUGAUGGUGCGCCAAGGCUUCACGGAAGCCCCGCCCAAGAUCCCCUUCAUCCUGGGCUUCGAGUGUGCUGGCGUGGUAGAGGCUGUCGCCGAUGAUGUCAAUAACUUUAAGGUUGGCGACAGAGUGGUUGCCUUGCCCGACCACCGAGCUUGGGCAGAACUGGUGCCUGUACCUGCCAAAUACGUGUAUGCCGUGCCAGAGGCGAUGCCUCUACAGGAAGCAAUUGCUGUAACAGUGAGCUACACUGUGGCUUAUAUGCUAAUCCACGACUUGGGCAAUAUAUCUUCUGGCCACACGGUUCUCGUUCAUUCAGCUGGUGGUUCUGUGGGGCAAGCUAUAUGUUCUCUACUACGUAACAUGGGUGGCAUCACUAUAAUUGGUGUGGCUUCAAAAACCAAGCAUGAAGAUAUUAAAGAUUCUGUUACCCACCUCAUUGAUCGUGGCAGUGAUACUCCAACUGAAGUACGCAAGGUGUGUCCAGAUGGUGUUGAUAUUGUAUUGGACUGCCAAGGAGGAGAAGAGUGCAACAAGGGUUAUAGUCUUCUGAAACCACUAGGCCGGUACAUUCUUUUUGGGCCUUCCAGUAUCGUCACGGGGGAGACAAAGAGCAUCCUUAGCGUCAUAAAAUCGUGGCGGCAGGUGGACAAGGUGUCGCCAUUAAGGCUGUAUGAAGACAACAGGGCUAUCUUCGGCUUCAAUCUCCGUCGUCUACUCUACCAGCAGGCUGGUGGCCAUGAAAGGGUCAGGUGCGUUGUUGAGGAAGUGUACAAGCUGUGGCAGAGUGGGGUUGCAAAGGCGUGCAUAGAUUCUACCUUUGCGCUUGAAGAUGUGACUGAAGCCAUGAUGAAGAUGCAUGAAAGACGUAAUGUUGGUAAACUUCUGCUGGACUUGUCUAUGGAACCAAAGGCUGUCCCUACCACUCCAGGCAAAGGAAAGAAGGAAGAAAAGAAAGAUGAAGGGAAAAAGGAAGAGAAAAAAGAAGAAACGAAGAAGGAAAAGAAAGAUGAAGGCAAGAAGGAAGACGAUGAAACUAAAGGUGAAAAAGAAACGGACUUGGUAAAAUCAGACGAGGUAAAGGCUGAAGGCAAAUAGUGAAAGAUAAGCAGCAUAAAUAAGGUUUUGGUAAAUGAAAAGGUAUGCCUAUCUAGAAAAGCAGAUUAGUGACAUGAAUUUUAAAAGGUGCAAAAUGGUUUUUGAGCAGUAAACUAGUGUAAUUUAGCAUAAGCAAAUGCAUAAAGUUUAUACUUGAUAAUUAGCCACAAUUUUUAACUAGGGCUUCAUCUAAGCAAUGUAAUUAAAAUUUACAAUGCUUGUCCUGUGUACUCAUUGUAUGAGAAAUAUUGAAACUAAAAGCUUCACUUUAGGCUUAGUACUGCUCAAAACUAAUGAAUUGGAGGUCCAGUAAGUCUUCCAACUUUAUAAAAUGCCCUGUAGACUUUGCAAUUAUUAAAAGAUCAUAAAAUAGUCCAUGUAGGCCAGGAAUAUAUAUAUCUUGUCCAAUAAAGAAUUUGAAGAUUUGCACUAUAGAUUUUAAAAGAACCAAAGUACAGGGGUAAAAUUUGAUAGUUCACCUUGGCUGUGAAUACUAUACAGUGUAUAACUGAAUAAAUUAAAUUCCCAAAGAAUGGGCAGAACUUACCUUUUUAGCAUGGGUAUGGUAAUUUUUUUUUUUUUCAGUGCCAUAAGACCAGUGAAAGUUGAGUGGGCUAAAAAUGCCCAGGUUAAUAUUAUAUCCUAUUAUUGGAGCCACUUGAUAUAACCAUGGUCUUGUAUUAAACUCUCUGAACAGUACUGUUGGCAAAUAUUGACAAAUUUGGUUCCUAUAUUAAAAUAACCUUCAUCUAUUAAAAUGGUAUUACUGUAA
Procambarus clarkii (red swamp crayfish) is the source of this 2160-nucleotide messenger RNA. Its product is annotated as synaptic vesicle membrane protein VAT-1 homolog-like. Gene Ontology annotation, molecular function: oxidoreductase activity. The record is from RefSeq and is a predicted model, not a curated record. NCBI's taxonomy places the organism in Eukaryota, Metazoa, Arthropoda, Malacostraca, Decapoda, Cambaridae.